UCUCUAGGCAUGCGUACGAGGGAAGAUAUCUGGCUAACCUUUCAACUUGCACUAGUUUGUAACAGUUACGAUGGCGACCAUCACCGAGCUGAAAGCUGCUCUGAAAGAAACUCUUGAAGCUCGGGGUGUCUUGGGUCAAUUGAAAGCACGGAUUCGAGCUGAGGUUUUCAACGCACUGGACGACCAGAGUGAGGCUCGACCAGCUCUUUCCCACGAAAAUCUUCUCAUAAAUGAGCUGAUCCGCGAGUAUUUGGAAUUCAACAAAUACCGAUAUACCGCUUCCGUUUUGAUUUCAGAGUCCGGGCAGCCCGAGGUACCUCUGGAUCGGCAGUUCAUGACGAAUGAGCUGAAUGUGGUGGAAGACCCCAGUUGCAGAUCUGUCCCCCUGUUAUAUGGGUUGCUGUCUCACUUCCUGAGCAGUGGUGGUGAGAAAGGAGGCAAGCGGUUCCUCCGGAGCUCAGCUCCAGCAGCCUCCAGAGAAAAUGCUGUGCGUCCCACAGGCGAAGUCAGCCGAGCAGGUAUGCCAGAAGCAGCUCCAGUUGGGAAUUCUAGCACAGAGGCUGUUAUCCUGCAGGGUAGAUACAGGUGACCAUUGCCUACCACGGCAAUGUUCAUGUUGCCAAAAGGGGAUCAAACUGCUUUUGAAUCUCACUUUCAGUUCCUCAGUCAGAUGAACCACGUGCCUUUUGGUUCUUUUAUAUCCUGUUUCACUACAGUAAGGGCAGAAAGGUCAAGCUAUCAAUGCUUAUUUAAAAAUACUGUAAAUUGUUGGUUUUUCCUGUUAAUUCUGGUUUAUUCAAAUGGAUCAAAAAAUAACUAGCAGACAUGCAAUGUCAUUAACUAAAACUUUUUAGCCAUGUACUGUAUGCAUUCUGUACAAAAGUUGGUACUACAUAUGUUGUAAUGCAUUAGGUUGUUCUUUUGUUCACAUCAUACAUUAGAAAUGUUUUUUGAAUUUAAUGCUGUUUUUAUUAUUUAUUUUUUUAAAUGUUUCAUCAAAUAAAUAUAUUAUGUUAAUGAGA
Anguilla anguilla (European eel) is the source of this 1022-nucleotide messenger RNA. It is a transcript of the gene cep20, whose product is annotated as centrosomal protein 20. Gene Ontology annotation, biological process: cilium assembly; microtubule anchoring. Bases 71 to 589 code for a protein of 172 amino acids. NCBI's taxonomy places the organism in Eukaryota, Metazoa, Chordata, Actinopteri, Anguilliformes, Anguillidae. The record is from RefSeq and is a predicted model, not a curated record. Gene Ontology annotation, cellular component: ciliary basal body; motile cilium; centrosome. The transcript has 5 exons. Gene Ontology annotation, molecular function: protein binding.